AUGGUUCAGAGCCCCAUGGGAAACUGUGCCAAGCGGCCCCGGCGCCGGGGUCCUAAGGACCCCUGCCAGUGGCCUGGCUCUCCCCCAGGGGGCCCCCGCCACAGCUUCAGCUCCAACCCUGAGGAGCAGGGGGGCCCCGGGUCAGGCAUCCAGGGCUACUCGGUGCUCAACAGCCUGGUGGGGUCAGCCUGCAUCUUUCUGCGGCCCAGCAUUGCCGCCACCCAACUCGACCGGGAGCUGAGGCCCGAGGAAAUUGAAGAGCUGCAGGUCGCCUUCCAGGAGUUUGACCGAGACCGGGACGGCUACAUUGGCUACCGGGAGCUGGGCGCCUGCAUGCGGACACUGGGCUACAUGCCCACCGAGAUGGAGCUCAUCGAGAUCUCUCAGCAAAUCAGUGGCGGGAAGGUGGACUUUGAAGACUUUGUGGAGCUGAUGGGCCCCAAGCUGCUAGCAGAGACGGCAGACAUGAUCGGGGUCAGGGAGCUGCGAGAUGCCUUCCGGGAGUUUGAUACCAACGGGGACGGCUGCAUCAGCGUGGCUGAGCUCCGAGCAGCCCUCAAGGUCCUUCUGGGAGAGCGCCUCAGUCAGCGGGAGGUGGAUGAGAUUCUCCAGGACAUCGACCUCAACGGAGAUGGCCUGGUCGACUUCGAAGAGUUUGUGCGAAUGAUGUCUCGCUGA
This is a messenger RNA of Tupaia belangeri chinensis (Chinese tree shrew), 678 nucleotides long. It is a transcript of the gene CABP2, whose product is annotated as calcium binding protein 2. The transcript is spliced from 7 exons. NCBI's taxonomy places the organism in Eukaryota, Metazoa, Chordata, Mammalia, Scandentia, Tupaiidae. Gene Ontology annotation, cellular component: cytoplasm. Gene Ontology annotation, molecular function: calcium ion binding; calcium channel regulator activity. The coding region runs from base 1 to 678 and encodes 225 amino acids. The record is from RefSeq and is a predicted model, not a curated record. Gene Ontology annotation, biological process: visual perception.